Bicyclus anynana (squinting bush brown) is the source of this 11904-nucleotide messenger RNA. It is a transcript of the gene Alh, whose product is annotated as zinc finger protein zfp-1. The record is from RefSeq and is a predicted model, not a curated record. Gene Ontology annotation, biological process: regulation of transcription by RNA polymerase II. Gene Ontology annotation, cellular component: nucleus. Bases 336 to 3092 code for a protein of 918 amino acids. NCBI's taxonomy places the organism in Eukaryota, Metazoa, Arthropoda, Insecta, Lepidoptera, Nymphalidae. Gene Ontology annotation, molecular function: nucleosome binding; histone binding. The transcript is spliced from 25 exons.
CUGUCUGCUGUGGUCUUGGAUGCGUCGGGCAAGCUUGUGUUAAAAAUCGAAUCUAAGUGUUCCAAGUAGAAAAUUAGAAAUUCAUAAUUACCGCUCGAUAAAUACAUGCCUUUGUGUUUUGUGAAAAUUUGAUAAUUUAAUUUUCUUACAUGCAAUAGUGUAGUGUGUGUUGAAUUUGUUUUAUCCUUAAAAGCUAGGAUCAGGUGAGGCGGUCAUGCUUGUCAAAUAAUAGAAAAUGAUGAAUGAAUAAGUAGAAGCGAGAUACUUAAAAUUAUCCCUGAACAAUUAACGGAUGUGUUUUACUAGUGGUUUAGUGCAAUAAUGCUUCCUUCAAUAUGAAGGAGAUUAUGAAGGAGAUGGUUGGAGGUUGCUGUGUGUGCUCGGACGAGCGAGGUUGGCCCGACAACCCGCUGGUGUACUGUGACGGGAACGGAUGUACGGUUGCAGUGCAUCAAGCCUGCUAUGGAAUUAUUGCUGUGCCAACUGGACCAUGGUACUGCAGGAAAUGUGAGAGUCCAGAGACCAAAGGCAAAGUCAGAUGCGAGCUUUGCCCUUCCAAAUCCGGUGCUCUGAAGCGCUCGGACACGGGCGGCUGGGCCCACGUGGUCUGCGCUCUCUACAUCCCUGAAGUCAGGUUCGGCAACGUCACUUCCAUGGAGCCGAUAGUGCUGCGACUCAUACCUCCAGAACGUUUCAAUAAGACAUGCUACAUUUGUCAAGACUUGGGCAAAACCCAUCGCGCCAACGCCGGCGCCUGUAUGCAGUGUAACAAAUCUGGAUGCAAACAGCAGUUCCACGUGACCUGCGCCCAGAGCCUGGGCUUGCUGUGCGAGGAAGCUGGCAACUAUCUCGACAACGUCAAAUACUGUGGCUACUGUCAACACCACUACAGUAAACUGAAAAAGGGCGGUAACGUGAAGACGAUCCCGCCGUACAAGCCAGUGUCGCACGACAGCCAUUCGGAUGACUCGAGCGAGCGGGACGGCGACGCGUCCCCGGCCGCCGGCGGCGCCACUCCUACUCACAUGGCCAAAGCUAAAGGGCCAGGACGAAAGGGCUCACAUUCGGGCAAUGCCGCUUCGGGCAAAAACACGCCGAGUUCAACUAAAAAUCCAAAUAAUACAACCCAACCUAUGGAUAAGAAGAAGCCAUCUCCGUCGCGGCGCGGCUCGGUGGCAGGCGACGGCGGCGGCAGUAAGUCGCACACGCCCGCGCCCUCUCCGCAGCACUACGCUGACAAUGCCGUGCAAGGCUCCUCAGCUAAAGCACCAGGCGGCUCAACGCCGACCUCAAAGAUCCCUCUGCCGCCGAAUUCUCCGACACAUUCUGUCAAGCCUCCGGAGACAGUCGGCGUCAUCAGUUCCGUAGCUUCGGCCGCCGCUUCCAUCGCAGCUGCACCCGUGCUGCAAACCACACCAAGCACCACGUCGGUAGUACAAACAGUAACCUCCAAGUCCGUGUACCAAGAGUCUGUGAUAACAAACACCGAGGCGAUGGACACCAAGCAGACCAAGAAGCGGAAGGCAGUCAACGCCAGCAAUAUGGCGAUGCAGGCCGCCGAGUACGCCGCCAACACGCCGCCCACAACGUCGACAGAAACCAGCGCUCAGAGCGGUAAUGCCUCCUGGGACCACUCUUCAGCUCAUGGUGUUACUGAUACCAAUGUAGAGGAGAAGAUUAUUAAGAAGGCCAAAACGGACAUGGCGGAAGGUCCGCCCGCCCCCGGCCACUUCUCCAGCGUGAGUCCGGUGGCGCCGCCGCCGCCGCCGCCGCCGGCCUACAGCCCCGCCUCGCAGCCGAGCCCCAGACAUCUACCGAGCCCAAUGCCAGGGCCGAGUGGGCUCAAUCAAGUGUCUAACAUUCGGUCGCCGUCACAUUUGCAGGGCAAGGAGCGGGAGGUGCCCGCGUCGCUGCUCGUGUCGGUGCCCUUGCCGCCCACCGGGCACAGCCUCACCCUGUCCGCGUCCGCGCCCUCGCCCGCCCAUGCGCCCGCCCACGCGCCCGCUCACGCGCCCGCCCACGCGCCCGCUCACGCGUCUGCCCUCACCCCGACUGCACAGGUUUAUUAUCGCAUCCCGCUGCCGCCAGAGAUCGCCGGGCCCUCACCACACAUUUUCCACCAGCCUCUUAAACAGGCGGCCGUGGAUCCGAGUCACUCCCCGCACAGUGUGGGCGCGCGCGGCGCUUGGGGCGGACUGAACGUGGCCUACGAACUUCAGGACACCAACAAGCCGAGUGUAAGUGGAAUAGCCGGGAAGAGUAAAGACGCCACUUUAGCAGCCAACCUGCAGUCGAUGCCGCCCGGCAUGCGUAACAAGAAGCGAGCAGCGAUGGCCACCGCCUCUGUGGUCUCUAUGGCCACGCCGCCACCUAUGCAAGCGACUCACGCGCUGGCAAGUGUUCGCCGUCCGCCGCAGCCGACGCCGCCGCCUAUGUACCAGGAGACCAUCAAGGAUUCACCGCCUGGCUCGCCUGGUUGUGAACGGGCGUUGAAGCCGAAAAUGGAAUAUAGGGCGGGUGGCAGCUGCACGGCGCCGCACAUGCUGGGCAACGAGCUGAACCUGGAGAGCGGUGCGGCGGCGCGCCUGCAGGAGCAGCUGGCAGCCGAGCUGGCCGCGCACGCUGCCGGCACCUCCGCUCCCGACGCGCUCGUGCCGCCGCCGCUGAUCAACAAGGCCGCACCCAGCACGAUCACGGGCAGUAGUCGCAGCAGCUCGAGCGCACAGAGUCUCGACCAGCUCCUGGAGAGACAGUGGGAGCAAGGGUCGCAGUUCCUCAUGGAGCAAGCGCAGCACUUCGAUAUAGCGUCGCUGCUGUCGUGCCUGCACCAGCUGCGCACCGAGAAUGUGCGCCUCGAGGAGCACGUGGGCAACUUGCUGCAGCGGCGCGACCACCUGCUCGCCGUCAACGCGCGCCUCGCCAUCCCGCUCACUGCAGUGGUGGGCGGGCCGGGCGAGCCGCCCCGAUGCUCGCGCGAGAACGGCGCGUCGCUGCGAGCGCCGCCGCCGCCCGUGCGUACCGAGACCGUCACCUCGGACCGACCGCAGCUCAUCAUGCGCGAGGCGGGCGCGGGCAAGGGUGGGCCCAGCUGAAAUGAGCCGGGCGGCGGGGGCGCCGGCGGCAGCGGGGAGGCGCCCCCCGCGCGCGCGCAGCUCGCGGCGGGACAGGCCCGGCGCCGGCGCCCGGACUUCUCCAUCGACGCGAUUCUCAGCUGCGACCGCUAGGCGAGCACGCCUUAGUACCACUGUUACUGUACACUCGUAUAACACCAUCCACUUGUUACUGCUUUAUAGAUAUUCCGUUUUUUUUUUUCUUUUUAUAAUGAUCACGCAGGUUUUAAAUUAUGUUUUUUUUUUGUUUUAAAAAUGCACGCUAUCAUUACGCCCAUUUUAUCUUUUUAUUAUUUUUAUUUAUUGUUUAAAAAUUAUCUUAAAAUGGGGAUGAUGACUAACUAGGUUUGAAUAUAUUGAUUUUUAUGAUAUAUUCGGGUAAAUAUGGUUAAUGUUAACUAAUUUAUAUAUAAAAAGAAAAGAUUGUCUGGAUAUUUGCAAAAUAAAUGAGAUUAUAAAAUUUCAAAAUCUAUUGAAAAUUUUUAUCGUAAUUAGUUGAAAAUUCUUUUUUUAGCUUCCUUACACUAAAUGUGACAUUUUUAAAUAUAUGAACUAUAAACAAAUCUGACCCUGAGAGUAAUGAUCGCAGAUACCCUGUUCCUUUUACAUAAUUGCUUCACUAUUAGCAUAAUCUUAAUUUAUAUACAAUUUAAAAAACUGACUAAGAUCAUCCCUAUUGUUUUAAAGUUGUCAUUUUAUUGAAUUUUUUUUAAAGUUUUAUAAAAUUCACUGAAUUUUAUUUUAUUUUGGUAUCAAAAUAUUAGUUUUAUUGCGCGUACAAUCAAUAGGUUUUGCUUGUUUACUAAAUUAUUUAUGUAAUAUUCACACUUUUUUAACUCGCCACAUAUAAUAUAUUGUUUGAAUUUUAAUGCCAUUUUUAAUCUUUCAGUUCUUUGUUUUAAAAUAAUCUUAAAAUUGUUUUAAAGUUGACAUUUUAAUGAUUUUAUUUUUUAAGUUAUAUAAAAUUUACAGGAUUGAUACAUUAUUUUUGGUAUCAAAACGUUACUUUUAUUGCUUUAAGCUCAACGAACAACAGUUUUUGCUUGUUUACAACUUCUUUAUACAACAUUGAAAUUUUUUGUUUCAACUCACCUCGUACAAUAAAUUGUUCGAAUUUUAUUUGCAACGUAUAUAAUUUUUAAGUUAAAUAUUUAUAUAUCUAGUUCAAAGCUUCAUUUAAAGUGUGAGCUAAAUAAUUUAUUCACCAUUUCAACUGUUGAAUUAAUAUUUCCUAAAUGUAAUUAUAUAUACGAUAUAAAUAAUAGAGACAAUCACGUCGCAAGUUGAGAAUCCUUUGUAGUGUAGUAAAGUCGAUAUGCUUUUAAAUAGUUGUAGUUUUAGUCAUAGAUUUUAAAUCGUGGAUGCACCCUACGCCUCGUGAACGUUACUUGAUUUUCUUUUAUAGGAAUAUUUAUUGUUCACGUUUCUUUAAAACAAGAUAUUAUUGGCCACCCUUUACCGUCGAGAUGUUAUUAAAAUGGAAACACAGUCAUAUAGAAAAUUUCACUUACAAACUGUCCACAUUUGUGUUUUAGUAGUUUUAGAAUAGUUAAAUUAAAUUAAAUCUAAAUAUCUUAAAGUUCAAAAUUAAUGCAGUUUCCAAUAAAACCGCAAAUUCAGAGCAAAAUCACCCUCAGACAGAUCAAAAUGAUUUGUCAAAGGUUGAAUUUAUUUGCAAAUUCAACCUUUGACAAAUCCUACUUAAAAGUCCACCCAAAAGUUGAUCUUGGCACUCAUUGAUUAAUAUUUGGAAAAACUUUAGUCAGAAGCAUUGACCUCUUAUAAUAAAAGGACGCACAAUCAUGUAGAAAAUUUCAUUUAAAAACUGGCCAAUUUUGCUUUGACAGUUUAAGAAUUAUUGGUAAAAAAAAUUAUACCUAAAGGUCUUUAAAUAUAGUUUAAUAUUCAAUAAAAUCCUAAAUUCAGAGAAAAUUUAACGUUUAUCAUUGAGUUUAAGGUUGAAUUUGCAAAUGCGACUACUUCAAUUGAGUGCCAAGAAGUUUUAUUUGGUACUUAUUGAGUGGGGCCAUUUUUUGGUCGCUGAUUGUGCGUCCACUUUUUAAUAGGAGGUCGAUGGUCAGAAGUUAGUAUUUAUGAUGAGUGGAGAUCAAUUUUAACUAAUUACAAGUGAGUUUAAAGUUUAGAUAUUCAUUUAAAUCAUUGCUCUGUAGUUUCGUAUUUUUACAAUGCCAAGCUUCUAGUUUCUGCGAGGAUGUAUCUAUGGAUGGUAAAGCGACGGUCGACGCCGCAGUAGACUAUAGACUCAGCCUAGAUUAUAGACGUUUUAGUGCAUAAGAUACGUUUAAACUUCAAAAUUUUAAAACACUAUUAGUAUUUAGCAAGUUUUAUAGUAGUUACGAUUACUGGUGGUUAUUUUUUAUUUUUAGAAAUAAUAGAAAAUGUGUUUGUAGGAUUUUAUUGUGAAUGCUAUCCUAUUGAACCGCUGUAAAGAUUUGCACAUUGCAACAUUAUGUUUCUAAAGAUUUAUAAUAAAUGAUUCAUUAGUUUUAAACAUAGUAAGACUGUUUUAUAGUUUUACAAACAAAAUUUUAUAUAAUUGAAUAUUGAAUCAUUUUGCCUUUAACGACAAAUUCAGACAAACAAAACGUUAUUACAAUCUCAACAUGUAUUAUAAUAUUAAUCUAUUUAUAUUGAUUUAAUUGUGAGCCAGCUUUUUAGCAAUAAUCGGUCAAAUUUGUUAUUUAAGGCUUGACUGUAAUGGCCAGUUGACUUGAAUCAAAUGAAAAAAAUAUAUAUUAAAUUGACUCGAGCACCUCGUUGUAUACUUGUAACUUCAUCAUACAAUAUUAAAUCAAUUAUUUUGUCAAUUGACAACUUGAUGCUAAACAUUCAGUUUGUCAGAAAGAAAAAAAAUAUAUAAGAGAAAUAGACAUGUGCCUAAGAUAUGCAAAUUUCGAGCACCGGUUAUUCGGCUGGUAGAAUUUGAAUACAGUAAAAAGCCCAAAUAUAUUUAAUAACCAAAAUAUAUAUUGUAAUGGUAAGGUAAGGAAAUGAGCAUACGUCAUUUCUAUUUUAUGACUUUUAAAAAUAAUUUGUAGAGAAUAUAUUUCUCUCUAGAUGUCAUCCAAAGAUAUGGAAAAUAACGAUUACUAUUGUUAGCAAACUAUUUAGCGUGUAAGUCGAUACGAAUAAUAAUAUGAUGUUUCACGGAUUUGGAAUUUAAAUCAUGACAUAUUUAUUGUAUCUGUGGCUAUUUCCUUUAGCACGGCUAACUAAUUUGUUGUGAAUAUACUGAAACAAUUUUACAAUCUGCUUUUUAGUAAAUAAAAGAGGUAGAUUUAAUGUUUUUUCAAAUAUUCGAAACUAUAUUACGACGUCGUUAAAGUAUUCUCGAUCAAUAUUGGAGAGUACUUGACAGUCGAUAAUAAAGACAAUUAUUACAAAUAAAACGAAACUGUUAAAGGAAAUGGCACAUGGAUGCACUUUAACACGGAUUUUACAUUAUCUAUGAAUGAACAUGGGACACUUUAAUUGCUAAUUGGAAAAUUAAAAUUGAUUCAGAUACGCAGGCAACAGAACGAUAGUGUACGUUAUUUGGCUGAGGAAUGAUGUUACGAAUGCUUCGCUCGUAGAAUAAAACUAAAUUGAUAUUUAAAACGUAUAUCCAUCUCUUUAUAACUCACAUAUAAUGAAGUGAGAGUGAUAUAAGUCUUAAAAAUCAUUUUUUUUUCUUGCAAAACGGUCGUUGAGAUGAAUUAUAAUUAGAAAGGAACUCUUUGCGGUAUUUAAAGAUUUGAUGGUAAUGUUUUAAACAGUACUCGUUUUGUGAAUCGCUAAUGAUUGUUGGGAAUUGGUUGACGACAUUGUUUUGAUGCGGGGGCUAGAGGAAAAUGUAAGCGAGACCGAUUUCAAUUAAAAAAUAAAUAAAUAAACAGGCUUGACGUUUCGUAGCCUAUUGAACGACGUCGCCGUUAAUAGUUGAAACUGGCUCGGUAGGGCUUCUUUCGAAUUUUAGGCUGAGUGUAAGUUUUUAAGUAAACGAAUUCGUCAUUUUGACUGUCAGCGUGGAAGGUUGAAUAUGGUAACUUGAGCCCCAUACGACCUUAACUCUGUGUCUUAUCGAUUCGUUUACUUGCGAACUUGCAGUCGAGUUUCAGGAGCCCCGUUGAAAGUCUUAUGUCUUUAGUCUAAGUUUUGAUGUUAGUUGGAAUAUGUUUAUUUAUUGAUGUCAUGUAAUAUCUAAAUGUGUUGAUGUCGCUCUGUGUGAUUACAGUUUAUAAUGGUAAUCUUUAGUAAAUGUUAUUGGCUCAUCGUACAAAGACAUGGCUGUAUAAGAACGAAUCUAGCAUUGUUUUCAUUUUGUUGCAAAUAAUAAAUAUUUCUUUUACGAAUUUAAAUUAGUUCGGCGUACACUUCUUGAAUUUAUUUACUCAUUAUUAGUAGAUUAUGAAUUGAAUGAUACGGGUUAUUAAAAUACGAAUGCAUUGUAAAACGCAUGCGAACAAACAUGUUAUUAUGAUUUAUUUUUUUCAUUUAAUUAUGGAAGUUUUAUGACAUGCGACUGUUAAGGAAAAUUUUAACACAGAUUCUGGCUUCUUAUAUGGCUAUGUUGAUUUGAUAUCGUGUCCUCGGUGUGCCUCGAUGGUAUAUUAUCAAGUUUUGCAUCGAUGUUCUAUAUCCACACUGCGUUCUACGAAUUUGGACAUCUGUCUGUCCGUCACUACAGUAUAGUGCCAUAAACUUUUCUGACUCGGUCCAAAACUGGAAAGUUGCAGCGAUCACGUCUUUGUGACGCGACAACAGCUACACCAUCACUGAGCCAGAGUGCCACAAGUUUGUAUAGCUUGGCAAAUUCGUUCGUAACACUCCAGAUGGUCCCCCCGUCGCCCGCAUAUCAUGAGAGUGUCAUCAACGAUCUUGCCAAGCUAUAGCACUACGUGAUAACGGAUGACUAUUCAGCAAACGGUUGCUUUGACGAACCACCAAAUUCGUAUAAAGGCAAAAACUUAUGUUCUUUAGGGUGCUACUCCACCAGAGAUGUGCUAUGCAGCUAUGCUGCGAAGAUGUAAAAUCUGCUCUACGAAAAUACGUGACCGUUUCCACCAAUACUAAGCUAUAUAGCUGUGCGAGAAAGAUGCGCUGCUCAAGCUACGAGUAUGCGAUGACGGCCCAUAGCACACAUCCUUGCAUAUAAAAAACAUAUCUUAGUUGAAUACGUUUCCACCAGUGCUAAGCUAUGUGCACCAAUGAAUAUGAUUGGUGGAUAUCAAACGCAUCCAUAGCAACGUAGCGUAGCACAUCUCUGGUGGAAAAGCACCCCGGCUACGGCUGUACCGCAGCGUCCGCGGUGGCGUGCUCGGCAAUCAGAUGCAGGGACCGAUCCGGCAAUUUAAAAGAAAAGAUAAAUUUUACCGCCUUUUACAUAGGCAAAAAAACUUUUUUUUAUUAUUAUAUUAGUAUAUUUACAGAAUAGUAUAGUUUUUGAGUUCGUUAUGUAAAAAUAAUAAACUACUUGAAUAUCUGUUUUGAAUAAUGGAAUAAGUCAAUUUUGUCUUACUUCAAUUUUGCCGCUCUGGGCGAAAGCACCGCUUGCCCCUCCCCCCCCCCCUGGAUCGGGCCCCAAUAAGAUGUGUUGUAUGAAAUCAGAAGACGCGUCGAUGUGAACACGUCGCUACAAGUUCUACGCGAUCUGGACGCCGCGGUUAGGCCGUACCACUCAUUCAAUAUACCCGCUCCAUUAUACAAGAUUCUAUUUGGUGUUUUCAACACUUCGCGUACUUUCUGUCGAGUUUGAAUGAGAACGUUCAAUGUUAAAAAUUUAUUGCGUGUACAUGGGCGUAGCGAAGAGGAAUCGGGAAGGGGCUACAGCUGCCCCUGUUACUUAAACUGAAAAACUGAAAAACUGGAAACUGAGGCUAAAGCCGAAAUUCGGUUUGGGUUUCUACCGCAAAAAUUAUGGUAUGGUCGGACAGUAUCAAUUUGUAAUGUGAGAUACUCAAUUUAAAGUAUGCUACGCCCAUGUGCGUGUAUAUGUUUACUUUGUGGGCGUUAACACGAUUGAAUUCAUACUUGAGCCUGCCUGUAGUAUCAAAUAGAAUAUUGUAUGAUGGACCGAGCACUAUUAAUGUUAUAACAUGUGUAAUCAAUGUCGAUGUUAAAGUUAGUCGAUGUUUUUAAUUACUUGGUGUCUUUAAUUAUAACUGCCUCUCUCUGAAGUGUCUGUCAUUGCAGACUUGAUUCUUACCUGUCACAUGAAACAAUGUUCAAUGUCUACUACAUACCUAUACUUUUUUUAUUAUUGCUAAUGGAAAGGUAUGUCAAUGUAAAAUCAAUCUAAUGUUCAUUGUUUUAAAGGUCAACUUUUAUAACAGCAGCAGUUAAUGCGGAAUAUAAGACUUUGAAGCAAGAAAUAUAAGAUUUAUUUUACAAAAAAAAAAUACAGGGUGAUUCGGACUUUAGUGCGGAUAUUUUUUUUCGUGGUUCCGUAUCAUUAAUUGAACAUAAAUCUACAAACAGUUAGAUACAUUUUAUGUAUAUUUUUUUUCAAUUUAUGUCUCAGAAAUAACAAAAUAAUGGACACAUUACCAAACAAACUGCGCAACUGCUGGCGGCACUUUGUAAGACGCCGACAAAGCCGUCGCGUGCGCAUUUAAGUCGAAUCACACGUGGUACCGCAAAACCACCUACCUAGUAACCUAGUACCUACCAGCUGAUUUUGUAGUUGCCUAUUACCUAGUACAGCGAUAGGGUGACCCUCAAAUUUUGUUUAAACGUAAAUAACUUUAGCUAACGAUAACUUUGUUAUUUUUGAGUUAAAAAAAAAAGAAAAAAUACGUGAUCAUUAAAUUUUGUUUAUGUACAAAAUAUAAAAAUAUCCGUACUAAAAAAAAAUUCUUCCUGUAUAAAUCCAAUUGUAUUUCCCUCUUUUAUUAAAAGAUUAUGAAAAAAAAUUCAAAUUGUCACUAUCGUACCGGUUAGUGUUUUACUACCUUUCGCUUUCGACACACAUAUUAAAUUAAAUAAUGUUAAAAAGUAUACAAUUUUGUAAUAGAUUAUAUCUGCAUGCAGUUGUAUCUUUAUAUAAAUGUUCUUAGGGAUAUAUGACACGUUAAUCGUAAGAGGAUAUAUGUUUAUAUUAUGUUAGUCGUAAGAACUAUACUAUCGAUGUGAUCUCACUCCGUUCGAGACUUUGCUUUUUAUCUUGUUUUUCUAUAUAAAUACUAAACUCAAAAUUAAAUUAACUUCAUAUUGUAAGGAUAACUUGCAUACAUAAGAAUUUAAACGCCAGGGUCGCUUUACCUUAGUAUUGGCCGCUUUUGCCUUAUUUAAAACAGCCAAUCACUCUGCACUGACCUCUUUCCUCUCUGUUAGAUGAAAGAGACUGGGCUUAGGCCAUGUACCAUUACAACGCUUCGAUGCGAGUCAAAUAUUGUUGAUAAUUACUAAAUUGUAAUUCUAAAUUCUAUUUAUUUAACUAUUGCCGUCCAUGUUUUAAAUCGUUUUUUUUUUAUUAAUGUAUCGUGGCCGGAACUUACGGCUUUCCGUCUCCGGACUGACACUAAAAAAUUUUUUAAAUAAUAUUUUGAUAUUGUUAGAUUAUCUUAACCCAUAAAGUAUCAUGAUCCAAAAGCGAACCACUGACGUAUCAGUCCAUGACAGUUAAAAUCUAUACUAAUAUUAUAAAGCUGAAGAGUUUGUUUGUUUGAUUGAACGCGCUAAUCUCAGGAACUAAUAGUCCGAUUUGAAAAAUUAUUUCAGUGUGAGGAAGGCUAUUGCAGCUAAAGCACGGGAACAAGAACCACGCGGGAUCUAAAAUAUAAAUAUAAAUAACAAAAUACAACUUGGCUUGAGAAAUUAUUUCUUAUUACACCGAACCUUGGUAAAUAUAUGUAUUAUACAAGAUAUUUAAUCUUGCCGUGACUAACACUAUUACAACCCUGGCGUUACCGAGACUAAGCUAAAAAUGCAAUCAAUUAAUCAAUCAAUCAAUUUAUUUAUUUGCAGAUACAUGCAUUAUAUUUAUACAGGUAUGCAUGCAUAGGUAUACUUCUGAAUACACUCAGUUAUUCUUACAAUUAUUAUAUUUACUUACUGUGUAGAAUAUUAACAGAAAAAUGAAACGCGGUGUGUAAAUGAGAUACCUGUGUUUUACUGGUAAUUUUGGCAAUAUUGUAAAUUAUUUUUUGUCAGUCUCUCCAUAAAAUAUUUGCAUGUCACAAAUAUAAUAUUUUUGUUUGUGUUUAACACAAUAUACAUGAUGGAGUCGGGUAAUAAAUGUAUAAUAUAAAUAUUGAGUGAGAGCAAAUUUACGAGUAGAAUUUAAACAAAUACAUAUAUAAAUAUUAUGAAAAAUAUUUAUAUAUGUAUCUGUUUAUAUUCAAAAAUUUUUCCCACUCAAUAUUUAUUUUAUACAUUUAUUACCCGACUGCGUCAGAAAGAGGAGGUAAUGGUGAUAUCGUUUUAUUAUUGACAUCACAAUGAUAUUAUAAAGGCAAAAGUUUGUGUGUAUGUAAGUGUGUAUGUUUGUUUCUCUUUUACGCUGCGGCUACUGAAACGAUUUGGCUGAAAUUUUAAACGGAAAUAGAUUUCACUCUGUAUUAUCAAAAAUCCCGGAAAAAAACCAUGGUUCCCGCGCGAUUUGUGAAAAAUUGAAUAGUUACAUAUUAUAAUUAGAUGAAAGAUAUAUAAACCGAAUCAAAUAAGUAAAGGACCUGGCGGACAUUUUUCUGUUAAUAUUCUGUAAUAUUCAUUUUAAUCCGUUUCAUUGGUAACAAUGUUAUUGUCUACAUUAUUGUCGAACGUUUUAGAGACUUCAAUAAAGAUUUUAAAUGUA